AUGGUCGCGCGGGCUCGUACUGCAAUGGCCGCCAGUCGCCUCACCACCACCCGCGUCGGCGCCGCCCUCCAUCAGCGCGGCGCUGUCCGCCACGGCUCCAGUUCUGCUGCCGGCGGCGAACUCAAGAAGACGCCGCUGUACGACUUUCAUGUCGCCCACGGCGGCAAGAUGGUACCGUUUGCCGGCUACCACAUGCCGGUGCAGUACGGCGGCCUAUCGCUGGCCGACUCGCACCACUUUACCCGCAACCACGCGUCCAUCUUUGACGUGUCGCACAUGGUGCAGCACAUCUUCAAGGGACCCCGCGCGGCGGCUUUUCUUGAGCGCGUGACACCAUCGGCGUGGGCCACGCAAGGCGCCAUGCAGAGCAAGCUGACAACGCUGCUCUGGCCCGGCACCGGCGGCAUCGUCGACGACACGGUCAUUACGCGCCUCGGCGAGGACGAAUACUACGUCGUCACCAACGGCGCGUGCCUCGAAAAGGACACCAAGUACAUUGACGAGCAGCUCGGCGCGUUUGGCGCUGGUGUUGAGUGGACGCGGCUCGACAAAUCGGGCCUCUUUGCCCUGCAGGGCCCGCAGGCCGCCGAGAUUCUCCAGCAGGUCCUGGAUAGGAAGUAUGCCGACAUCGACCUCACCCAGCUGUACUUUGGCAACGCUGUCUGGGCGCAGCUUAAGCUUGCCGACGGCAGCGUCACCCACCCGGUGCUCAUCUCCCGCGGCGGCUACACCGGCGAGGACGGCUUCGAGAUUUCCUUCAAUGGCCAGCGCUACCCAGCGUUUGACACGACGACGCCCGCCGUGGAAGCGCUACUCGCCGCCGCCGGACCCGAGCGCCUGCAAAUGGCUGGGCUAGGCGCCCGCGACUCGCUGCGCCUCGAGGCCGGCAUGUGUCUUUACGGCCACGACCUUGACGACACCAUCACCCCCGUCGAGGCCGGCCUCAGCUGGAUCAUUCCCAAGGAGCGCCGCACCACCGACGCUGGCUUUCACGGCGCCGAGGUCAUUGUCCCGCAGAUGACGCCCCGCAGCAAGGGCGGCGCCGGCGUGCAGAAGCGCCGCGUCGGCCUCGUCGUCGAGGGCGCGCCCGCCCGCGAGGGCGCGACCAUUGAGCAGGACGGGGAAAGCAUUGGCACUAUCACCUCGGGCGUGCCCAGCCCCACGCUUGGCAAGAAUAUUGCCAUGGGCUACGUCCGGGACGGCCUGCACAAAGCGGGUACCGAGGUCGACGUCGUCGUGCGCGGCCGCAAGCGAAAGGGUGUCAUCACCAAGAUGCCCUUUAUCCCGACCCGGUACUGGAAGGGCCAAGCUUGA
Molecule: messenger RNA, 1314 nt
Organism: Beauveria bassiana ARSEF 2860
Lineage: Eukaryota; Fungi; Ascomycota; Sordariomycetes; Hypocreales; Cordycipitaceae
Product: glycine cleavage system T protein
Exons: 1
Coding region: 1-1314 (437 amino acids)
Biological process (GO): glycine catabolic process
Cellular component (GO): mitochondrion
Molecular function (GO): aminomethyltransferase activity; protein binding
Source: RefSeq, a predicted model, not a curated record